GCUCAACAAAACCGUCCGUCCAUUUGCUACAACGAACCAACGCACAAAGGCAGCCGCGCGGACAGAAAAAGGCUGCUAAUAACUCAGACACCUCUCCCCCAACUGUGCAAGCUUUCGCGAUGCAGACGACCUUCAGUUGGGGAACUCCAGGCCCAGUAGGGCUAAAGUGAGCCGAGACAGGCCUCCCUCGUCCAGACAGGGCAAGCUACUCUCUCAGAGAAUCCCCAGGGAACUGAGGCUGACUGCAAUGGAACAAAACAAAGCGAGAUUUCCCCUUGAAGACAACUAUGGAUUUGUUUCAGCAAGUGUUCACUCCUUAGCUGAGCAUCACAAGCCAUCCGUAACUCACUUCCUCUCCAAAUUGUAAACUCUGCAUCCCAGAGCAAGAGAAGCAUCUUGCCAUCUGUCAGCAGCUCCCGAUUUGCAGGUCCAGCCCAAUUUACAUACUAACACAGGGUUCCUUACUCUGCAGAUUCCCUGCUGGCUUCACAAUGUCAGGUUACCUAGAAGACUAUGACAUCAUCACCAAAGAGGACAUUGCAGAGUUUGAAAAUGCUCUUGAGGGAGGCAGAAUGGCGGAAGCAGCCAGCAAGAUUAUGGAGAACCUGCAGGCCUUGGAGAAGGCCUGCCUGGACAUUGCAGUGACGGGGGAGUCUGGGUCCGGCAAGUCCUCCUUUGUCAAUGCCAUUCGGGGUCUGGGAGAUGAAGACAACGGAUCUGCUCUUACCGGGGUGGUGGAGACCACCAAAGUGCCCACUCCUUACUCACAUCCCAGGCACCCUAAUGUGACGGUGUGGGAUCUCCCUGGGAUUGGCACUCCAGAGUUUCAGCCCAGCACUUACCUGGAGCAGGUAAACUUUUCCCGUUAUGACUUCUUUAUUCUCAUUGCCUCAGAGCGCUUCAAGUCGAACCAUGCUCGCCUGGCAUGUGAGAUUCAACGGCUUGGCAAGCACUUCUAUUUUGUGAGAUCCAAAGUGGAUGCAGACCUGGAUGCCAGCAAAAAGCGUCGGCCACGAGCCUACAAUGAGGAGGCGAUACUGACGCAGAUCCGAAAUAAUUGCCAAGAGUGCCUUGUGGCUGAAAAAGUGGUUGCUCCCCAGGUCUUUCUCCUUUCCAGCUGGGAGCUGAACAAAUAUGAUUUCAUGAAGCUAGAGGAGACGUUAGAGAAAGAGCUUCCAAAGCACAAGAGGCACGCGUUCCUCCUGGCCUUGCCUAACAUCUCCUUAGGCAUCCUAGAGAAGAAGAAAAAGACCUUACAGAAACAGGUCUGGAAGCUGGCCACUAUCUCAUGUGUAGUGGCCACUGCGCCCAUCCCGGGCCUCUCUGUUGUCUGCGAUGUCACUAUCUUGAUUAGGUCUCUUUCGGAAUACUGUCAGAACUUUGGUCUGGACAAGGAGUCUCUCACCAAGCUGGCUGAGAAGGUUAAUAAGCCUGUGGAGGAGCUCAAAGAGGUGAUCAGAUCGCCACUGGCCAAAGAGAUCUCCAAGGACCUGGUGGUGAAGAUGCUAACAAAGGCUGCUGGUGGAGCGUUGAUGGUGCUGGAGUACCUGGCCAGCACGAUACCCGUAUUUGGUUCCAUGGCAGCUGGCGGGAUCUCCUACGCAACCACCUAUCACAUGCUCCAGAGCUUCCUAAAUGAGGUAGCAGCAGAUGCUCAAAAUGUUCUCAUUAAGGCCUUUGAGUCCGACAUUUGAAGACGUGGCAGACGCAGAACGAGCGCUCGGUUCUGACUCGCGUACGUUCGCUGCAUUGAAUGGAGAUUUUUUCAUCUGAAGAAGCUCCACAAGGACUUCACCCACUUGACAGGAAAGGAUACCAACAAAGGACAUGGGUGCAUGACAGUAGCUUUUUUAUAACGGUGGCUGUGAAGUGGGAAACAAUCUCCAUUGCAUCUUUUGACAAGUUUCAAAUCAAUUUAAUUGAAGUGCCUAUGAUUCUCUAAACCUAAGAGUGCCCGGCACAAAAAAUGCGGUUCCCAGCAUUCAUCGGAGGAAAGCCAGGACCGUGAAAUCAGAAUGUGGCUGGUUUAGAUUUGUAGUGCAUUUUGCAUGCGCUCAUUGUGGAUUUUGUCCAGGAACUUCGGUGGAACAAGUCUACUAACCUUACUGAAGAGCUGAAAGAUCAGUUUCUGAAUGUGUUUGUAAUGGUCUUUGCCCCACUGAAUGAUUUAUAAACUGAAUUCAUACAAAACA
This is a messenger RNA of Varanus komodoensis (Komodo dragon), 2192 nucleotides long. RefSeq names its product interferon-inducible GTPase 5-like. The coding region runs from base 492 to 1694 and encodes 400 amino acids. Gene Ontology annotation, cellular component: membrane. The record is from RefSeq and is a predicted model, not a curated record. Lineage: Eukaryota; Metazoa; Chordata; Lepidosauria; Squamata; Varanidae. Gene Ontology annotation, molecular function: GTP binding; GTPase activity. The transcript has 2 exons.